This is a messenger RNA of Polyodon spathula (Mississippi paddlefish), 7293 nucleotides long. Its product is annotated as mucin-2-like. NCBI's taxonomy places the organism in Eukaryota, Metazoa, Chordata, Actinopteri, Acipenseriformes, Polyodontidae. The coding region runs from base 268 to 7146 and encodes 2292 amino acids. The transcript is spliced from 31 exons. Gene Ontology annotation, molecular function: protein binding. Gene Ontology annotation, cellular component: extracellular matrix. The record is from RefSeq and is a predicted model, not a curated record.
CCAACAACCACAACCACAACUAUAGAAACACCAACAACCAUAACUAUAGAAACACCAUCAACCACAACUAUAGAAACACCAUCAACCACAACUAAAGAAACAUCAACAACCACACCUACAACAUCCACAACUAUAGAAACACACACAACAAUAACCACAGAAACACCAACAGCCACAACAAAGACAACUGUAACUACAGAAUCGCCCACAACAACAAUAACCACAGAAGCAACAACAGGAACAACUACAAGUCCACCUAUUUUUACUAUGACAGGAUCUACACCCACAAUAGCAUCAUCAGCACAAGUAAAAUCAACACCAACAAUAAAAGAGCCUCUAUGUUCAGGGACAUGGUCAGAAUGGAGUAACACCAUGAAACCAACUUCAGAAAAUGAUGGGGAUUAUGAGCCAGUAAACAGCUCCACAUGUACUAAUGGAAUUGAAAAUAUUCAGUGCCAAUCUACUACAACUGGUUCUGCGAGGCAAAAAGUGACAUGUGACAAAAACAAAGGCUUAAUUUGUUAUAAUAAAGACCAAAAUAAUGGUCUGUGUAAUGAUUAUAAGAUUAGAAUUUGUUGUGUUGCCAUUACUCCAACAACUACUCAAGUAACAGUAACAACAACACUGGAAACCAGAACACCAACAACAGCAACAUCAUCGGAAACCACAACACCACCACCACCAACAACAACAAUAAUAACACCAGAGCCUCUAUGUUCAGGGACAUGGUCAGAAUGGAGUAACACGAUGAAACCAACUUCAGAAAAUGAUGGGGAUUAUGAGCCAGUAAACAGCUCCACAUGUACUAAUGGAAUUGAAAAUAUUCAGUGCCAAUCUACUACAACUGGUUCUGCUAGGCAAAAAGUGACAUGUGACAAAAACAAAGGCUUAAUUUGUUAUAAUAAAGACCAAAAUAAUGGUCUGUGUAAUGAUUAUAAGAUUAGAAUUUGUUGUGUUGCCAUUACUCCAACAACUACUCAAGUAACAGUAACAACAACACCGGAAACCAGAACACCAACAACAGCAACAACACCGGAAACCACAACACCACCACCACCAACAACAACAAUAGUAACACCAGAGCCUCUAUGUUCAGGGACAUGGUCAGAAUGGAGUAACACGAUGAAACCAACUUCAGAAAAUGAUGGGGAUUAUGAGCCAGUAAACAGCUCCACAUGUACUAAUGGAAUUGAAAAUAUUCAGUGCCAAUCUACUACAACUGGUUCUGCUAGGCAAAAAGUGACAUGUGACAAAAACAAAGGCUUAAUUUGUUAUAAUAAAGACCAAAAUAAUGGUCUGUGUAAUGAUUAUAAGAUUAGAAUUUGUUGUGUUGCCAUUACUCCAACAACUACUCAAGUAACAGUAACAACAACACCGGAAACCAGAACACCAACAACAGCAACAACACCGGAAACCACAACACCACCACCACCAACAACAACAAUAAUAACACCAGAGCCUCUAUGUUCAGGGACAUGGUCAGAAUGGAGUAACACGAUGAAACCAACUUCAGAAAAUGAUGGGGAUUAUGAGCCAGUAAACAGCUCCACAUGUACUAAUGGAAUUGAAAAUAUUCAGUGCCAAUCUACUACAACUGGUUCUGCUAGGCAAAAAGUGACAUGUGACAAAGACAAAGGCUUAAUUUGUAAUAAUAAAGACCAAAAUAAUGGUCUGUGUAAUGAUUAUAAGAUUAGAAUUUGUUGUGUUGCCAUUACUCCAACAACUACUCAAGUAACAGUAACAACAACACCGGAAACCAGAACACCAACAACAGCAACAACACCGGAAACCACAACACCACCACCACCAACAACAACAAUAAUAACACCAGAGCCUCUAUGUUCAGGGACAUGGUCAGAAUGGAGUAACACGAUGAAACCAACUUCAGAAAAUGAUGGGGAUUAUGAGCCAGUAAACAGCUCCACAUGUACUAAUGGAAUUGAAAAUAUUCAGUGCCAAUCUACUACAACUGGUUCUGCUAGGCAAAAAGUGACAUGUGACAAAAACAAAGGCUUAAUUUGUUAUAAUAAAGACCAAAAUAAUGGUCUGUGUAAUGAUUAUAAGAUUAGAAUUUGUUGUGUUGCCAUUACUCCAACAACUACUCAAGUAACAGUAACAACAACACCGGAAACCAGAACACCAACAACAGCAACAACACCGGAAACCACAACACCACCACCACCAACAACAACAAUAAUAACACCAGAGCCUCUAUGUUCAGGGACAUGGUCAGAAUGGAGUAACACGAUGAAACCAACUUCAGAAAAUGAUGGGGAUUAUGAGCCAGUAAACAGCUCCACAUGUACUAAUGGAAUUGAAAAUAUUCAGUGCCAAUCUACUACAACUGGUUCUGCUAGGCAAAAAGUGACAUGUGACAAAGACAAAGGCUUAAUUUGUAAUAAUAAAGACCAAAAUAAUGGUCUGUGUAAUGAUUAUAAGAUUAGAAUUUGUUGUGUUGCCAUUACUCCAACAACUACUCAAGUAACAGUAACAACAACACCGGAAACCAGAACACCAACAACAGCAACAACACCGGAAACCACAACACCACCACCACCAACAACAACAAUAGUAACACCAGAGCCUCUAUGUUCAGGGACAUGGUCAGAAUGGAGUAACACGAUGAAACCAACUUCAGAAAAUGAUGGGGAUUAUGAGCCAGUAAACAGCUCCACAUGUACUAAUGGAAUUGAAAAUAUUCAGUGCCAAUCUACAACAACUGGUUCUGCUAGGCAAAAAGUGACAUGUGACAAAGACAAAGGCUUAAUUUGUAAUAAUAAAGACCAAAAUAAUGGUCUGUGUAAUGAUUAUAAGAUUAGAAUUUGUUGUGUUGCCAUUACUCCAACAACUACUCAAGUAACAGUAACAACAACACCGGAAACCAGAACACCAACAACAGCAACAACACCGGAAACCACAACACCACCACCAACAACAACAACAAUAAUAACACCAGAGCCUCUAUGUUCAGGGACAUGGUCAGAAUGGAGUAACACGAUGAAACCAACUUCAGAAAAUGAUGGGGAUUAUGAGCCAGUAAACAGCUCCACAUGUACUAAUGGAAUUGAAAAUAUUCAGUGCCAAUCUACAACAACUGGUUCUGCUAGGCAAAAAGUGACAUGUGACAAAGACAAAGGCUUAAUUUGUAAUAAUAAAGACCAAAAUAAUGGUCUGUGUAAUGAUUAUAAGAUUAGAAUUUGUUGUGUUGCCAUUACUCCAACAACUACUCAAGUAACAGUAACAACAACACCGGAAACCAGAACACCAACAACAGCAACAACACCGGAAACCACAACACCACCACCAACAACAACAACAAUAAUAACACCAGAGCCUCUAUGUUCAGGGACAUGGUCAGAAUGGAGUAACACGAUGAAACCAACUUCAGAAAAUGAUGGGGAUUAUGAGCCAGUAAACAGCUCCACAUGUACUAAUGGAAUUGAAAAUAUUCAGUGCCAAUCUACUACAACUGGUUCUGCUAGGCAAAAAGUGACAUGUGACAAAAACAAAGGCUUAAUUUGUUACAAUAAAGACCAAAAUAAUGGUCUGUGUAAUGAUUAUAAGAUUAGAAUUUGUUGUGUUGCCAUUACUCCAACAACUACUCAAGUAACAGUAACAACAACACUGGAAACCAGCACACCAACAACAGCAACAACACCGGAAACCACAACACCACCACCAACAACAACAACAAUAAUAACACCAGAGCCUCUAUGUUCAGGGACAUGGUCAGAAUGGAGUAACACGAUGAAACCAACUUCAGAAAAUGAUGGGGAUUAUGAGCCAGUAAACAGCUCCACAUGUACUAAUGGAAUUGAAAAUAUUCAGUGCCAAUCUACUACAACUGGUUCUGCUAGGCAAAAAGUGACAUGUGACAAAAACAAAGGCUUAAUUUGUUACAAUAAAGACCAAAAUAAUGGUCUGUGUAAUGAUUAUAAGAUUAGAAUUUGUUGUGUUGCCAUUACUCCAACAACUACUCAAGUAACAGUAACAACAACACUGGAAACCAGAACACCAACAACAGCAACAACACCGGAAACCACAACACCACCACCACCAACAACAACAAUAAUAACACCAGAGCCUCUAUGUUCAGGGACAUGGUCAGAAUGGAGUAACAGGAUGAAACCAACUUCAGAAAAUGAUGGGGAUUAUGAGCCAGUAAACAGCUCCACAUGUACUAAUGGAAUUGAAAAUAUUCAGUGCCAAUCUACUACAACUGGUUCUGCGAGGCAAAAAGUGACAUGUGACAAAAACAAAGGCUUAAUUUGUUAUAAUAAAGACCAAAAUAAUGGUCUGUGUAAUGAUUAUAAGAUUAGAAUUUGUUGUGUUGCCAUUACUCCAACAACUACUCAAGUAACAGUAAUAACAACACCGGAAACCAGAACACCAACAACAGCAACAACACCGGUAACCACAACACCACCACCAACAACAACAAUAAUAACACCAGAGCCUCUAUGUUCAGGGACAUGGUCAGAAUGGAGUAACACGAUGAAACCAACUUCAGAAAAUGAUGGGGAUUAUGAGCCAGUAAACAGCUCCACAUGUACUAAUGGAAUUGAAAAUAUUCAGUGCCAAUCUACUACAACUGGUUCUGCUAGGCAAAAAGUGACAUGUGACAAAGACAAAGGCUUAAUUUGUAAUAAUAAAGACCAAAAUAAUGGUCUGUGUAAUGAUUAUAAGAUUAGAAUUUGUUGUGUUGCCAUUACUCCAACAACUACUCAAGUAACAGUAACAACAACACCGGAAACCAGAACACCAACAACAGCAACAACACCGGAAACCACAACACCACCACCACCAACAACAACAAUAAUAACACCAGAGCCUCUAUGUUCAGGGACAUGGUCAGAAUGGAGUAACACGAUGAAACCAACUUCAGAAAAUGAUGGGGAUUAUGAGCCAGUAAACAGCUCCACAUGUACUAAUGGAAUUGAAAAUAUUCAGUGCCAAUCUACUACAACUGGUUCUGCUAGGCAAAAAGUGACAUGUGACAAAAACAAAGGCUUAAUUUGUUACAAUAAAGACCAAAAUAAUGGUCUGUGUAAUGAUUAUAAGAUUAGAAUUUGUUGUGUUGCCAUUACUCCAACAACUACUGAAAUAUCUAUGACAACUAGAUCUGAAACCACAACACCAACAACAACAGCAACAACAACAACACCGGAAACCAGAACACCAACAACCACAGCAACAACACCGGAAACUACAACACUGACAAGAACAACAACAAUAAUAACACGAGAGCCAACAGCAACAUCAACAAUAUCAACUCCUGUCUCAUGUUAUUGCGCUGCUGCCAGUGGAAUUAAAUAUAAGUGUGGUGACCACUGGGCUGUAGGUUGUUUCAACUAUACAUGUAUAAAUAAUGUCAUUAUUGAAAGUCGUAAAUGUCUGAUACUGUCUAAACCUACGUGUCAAAAUGGUGUAGAGCCUAGACUGGUUGAUGAUGGUUGUUGUAAAAAAUGGGACUGUGACUGUCAAUGUGAAGUAUUUGGAGAUCCGCAUUACAAAACCUUUAGUGGGACAACAUAUACCUUCUUGGAGAACUGCACCUAUACCCUUGUUGAAGAAAAGUCUCCAAUACAUAAUUUUUCAAUUGCAGUUGACAAUUAUAACUGUAUUCCAAGUUACAAAGCAUCUUGUGCCAGAGGCCUUAUAUUAAAAUAUAAAAACAGCAUGGUGACACUCAGCAUAGAGAAUUAUAAAAUUGUGUCCAAGUUCAACAAUAAACAGGUGAAUUUUCCCUAUGAAAAUGAUGGAAUUCAGCUGGAGUCAACAGGGAUUUCAGUAAAAGUCUUUAUUCCUGCAAUUCAAACUAGGGUAUCCCUAGCAAGUUACAAUGAAAUCAAUAUCAGAAUUCCAAUGAGUAUUUUUGAGAACAAUACACAAGGACAGUGUGGUGUGUGUGGUGGAACAUCCUGUAUCCGUAAAGAUGGGAGGAAUGAAAUUGAUUCCUGCUGUGACAAGACUGCUUAUGACUGGAUAUACGAAGACGCCAGUAAACCAUACUGCAAGUCAGCCCCCAAAAAUGUGCCCUGCAGUACUACCCCACCCACUCUACCCCCAUGCUCUUCAAAACCAACGAUAAAUAAUACAACUUUAUGUUGGCUACUCAGCAGUAGUGUUUUUGACGAAUGUCGAAAAAAAGUAAAUCUUUCAGACUAUGAAGCAGCCUGCAAAUAUGAUCACUGUAUGUUAAACAAUACAAAAAUGGACUGUUCAAGUAUAGCACGAGCUGCAGAGCGUUGUAUGGAAAAUAAUAUCUGUGUUGAAUGGACUAAACAUACAAAUGGAAUAUGUGGUCAAAACUGCUCCGAAGGAUUGGUUUAUGGUGCAUGUCACAAAGGGAUGGAUGAUUACUGCCAGGCAGGAGAGCGUAAAUCUGGAAACGACUUGGAAGAAAUGACAUCUGGAUGCUUCUGCCCCGAUGGGUUAAUUCGUGCAGAUAAAAGCAGUGAUAAGUGUAUUCGAAACUGCACCUACUGCAAAGGACCAAAUGGAGAGCACAAAGCGAUUGGAGAGACAUGGAAAUACAAUUGCAAAAUUUGCACAUGUAGCAAAAGCACACUGAUGGAAGAAUGUGUUGAGGAAAAGCAUAUAAUACCCUCCUGUGAGGAUUAUCAGACUCUGGUAGUCAACAAUGCAACUGAUUCCUGUGAAAUUGCACAUUGUGUCAAUACAACCUGCCAGCAUGGAGGGAAAACAUAUCAGAUUGGAGAUCAAUGGCAUGACGCAAAAAAGCCAUGCCAUUCUUACAGCUGUAACAAGAGUGGCAUUAACGAGAAGAUUCAAGUGUGCCCACUACAAAACUGCCCUGAUAGCCAAAAAGUUUGGGAUGACAACAAGUGCUGCUUCACAUGUAAAGGAUCAUGUGUACCGAAGACCUCUAAUAAAACUAUACAGAUAGAAGAUUGUUCAGCAGUUGUGACAGUGACCGAAUGUGAAGGCCAGUGCCAAUCUGGAUCAAGCUUCUUUUUAAACACAGAUUCCAGUUCCGGUUCUAUGAUGACAAUUUGCAAGUGUUGCCAGCCAAAGACUGAGGAAAAAAGAAUCGCAACUUUGGCCUGCUCUGGAUCUAAUACCAGACGUUUUAAGUACACUUAUGUAACAAGCUGUAACUGUGAGGACUGUCCUGGGAAAUAAUUUCCAGUUCAAUACAUUUCUCUUAUUGUAUUUCCACUAACAAGCUGUUGAAGUUAAAUUACAAUGAAACUCUUUCUGUUGAUGGUAUUAUUGGGGCACCUCUGUUUACUUGAAAUUAUUGAAAUCAAUAAAACUUCUUGCAUAUGA